CGCCCAUCGCCGCUUCAGCGUUGGUUGUCCAUUCGGAAGUCGGAGAGCCAGCCGCAGCCCGCAGUCGCAGUCGCAGUCGUCACUCGUCGGUUUAGCCUCUCACCAACGGCACCAUCCACCGUCCAUCGGGAUUCGGCCCAGUCCCACGACCUGUUAACUCUUCACACGUGAACCGUGACCAUUUGCUAAUGAAGUUGGUCUGGAUUUCGUUGGCCGUCCUCGCCGUCGCCGCGGGACUUGCAGACGCCAAAAGGAAACGCAAGUUCGACGGCGACUUCGAGUUCGCGGAAGAGGACGACGUGAGAAACGUUGCCAAUUCCGGCAAAUCGUUUGAAAAGAAGAGAUGGAUUCAUGACCCUGCAAGCGAACUGUGCCAACCGUUGAAUUGCAAAAAGAAGGAGUUAUGCCUUUUGGAGAACCCCUACACGGCGGUUUGCGUGAGCAAAAAGGAUCUGCACAAAAGCGGAGACCUCGUCGUACCCAAGUCGAAAUUAAGUCCGGAAGAAGCCGCUAAGUAUUCGCAGGAACAGUCUGACGAUGACGUCUUCUACGACUCCGACGACGAGGACGACGAUCCCGAUUCGAACCAAGACCUCAUGACUCGAUGCAACCCGUGCCCUGUGGUAAAGCCCACCUUCCUCUGCGGUACGGACAACCGCACGUACAGCUCCCUGUGCAGACUCGACUACCACAACUGCAUCCAUCACACGAGCGUGAAAGUCUACUGCAAGGGAUUUUGCCCGUGUAAAGAGGGAGAAGCGCACAGGAAGAAGCAGAAGCAGGAGUCGGAAAGGAUGACGAACUUGAUGAACAAGUACAAAGCGACAGCUCUUGAAGAGUCUAAAGCAAAGGAGAGCCUGUCCAACAACGUCGAUAAGUACACCUUCACACCACAGGACUUCAAUUAUGAAAACAAGCACUACAAGUACAUCAAAUACACCAAACACGAAAAUAAACCAAUGAAGGCCGUCACCAAUCCUCCCUAUUAUGAAGACAAAGAGAGAAUGAGGGGAGACAACGAUGUUAUAGACAGGAAGCCGAAUCUCAGAGCGAAAUCCGAGUGCCCACCUCCUGCCCUACAAGCAAUGGGAGACAGGCUUUUGGACUGGUUUUCUGUUAUCAUGGCAGACUCGAAACGAAGGCAAACUCACAUAAGAUCCAAAGGAGUAACAAGGUUCCCUUCAAGCUGCAAGAACGAAGUUCGUUGGAUGUUCCACCAUUUGGACACCGAUUCAGACAACAAGCUGACCCUGCAUGAACUGUACGACUUGGAGCACGACCAGAACGAGAGAUGUAUCAAGCCUUUCCUCGAUGAAUGCGAUAUUGACCGGGAUAUCUUUGUGACUCCUCAUGAAUGGUGCAAAUGCUUCGACAAGACAGACAGGCCAUGUGCAGCUGUGAAAAGGAGAAUUUCAACAAACAUGUUAGGUGUUUAUGUACCAGAUUGUGACCCUGAUGGUUACUACUAUCAUACACAAUGCCAUGUGUCUGUUGGCAUGUGCUGGUGUGUUGACAAACAUGGAGUGGAACUGCCCAACUCCCGUACAAGAGGAAAACCCAAUUGCGAAUCCUUACUGGGAAAGAGCAAGGGGAAACUACAAGAUGUCAGCGAUGAUGAUGAUGAUGAUGACGAUGACGAUGAUGAUUCAGAUCAAGAUAUCGAAGGCAGUGCUGAUCAACCUUUAGAUUUUUAGAGUUUAUAUUAUUAACCAGGCCUAUUGAAGGAUCAAAACAAAAGUUUAAUAUAAGCUGUAUGUGUGGUGAAAUUGUCAGGCCUAGGACUGAGAUUUGCAAUGUCGCCUUGUGAUUACAACAAUGCACAUAACUUUAUUCCUCCAAAUCAGCAGUGCUAUACAACUCGACUUAAAAAUAGUGUUUAGAUGAGAAAUCAUGGUGUAUUCUUCUUUUAAUUAACAUUUUUCUUAAGUAGCUCUUUUAUAAUGAUGAAGUGUAGAGUUAUGAUUAAGUAUUUAUUACAAUUCCAUGUUUACCAAGCACACUAUAAUAUAUAUAAGUAUGAAACAUUCUAGGGUAAUAUUGUUAUAUCUCGUCAGUGUGGUUUAUAGACACCAAGGCUGGUGCCAUCAGAUUAAAAAUAAAUAAAAAAUAAAAAAAUGAGAGAAAGUAUUUGGCAUUUUGCUUUGUAGAAUUAGCCAAAAAAAAUUAUUGUAUAACAUAUAGGAAAGUACAGUUGUUCUUGUAAAAUUAAUAUAUAGCCCAACACUUACAAAACUUAUGUGUUAAAUGUGAAAAAAAAAGUAAGAUAGGAGUAAACUCACCUUGCGGCUUUCCUCUCUACUUUUAUUUUGAUUAACAAAAUGAACAAAAUUUUGUCAUUUUCAAAUUGAUCAAAUGGCCAUGAUUAUUUGAAUACACGCAGUGUUUUGUGUUUUAUUAUACAACUACUGUUUCUCGCAAAUGUGAGUACAAAUGUGAAUAUAUUUGUAAAAUGAUGGUUAGAGUAGUUAGAAAAGAAGCUAGUGAUCUGUUCUCUAAUACAAAACUAUUCAACUGGGAAAUUUCACAUUCCAUCCAUUUAAAAGCAUUCCAUAGAACAAAUACAAAAUAUCGGCAUGGAAAAACGAAGCUACUUACAAUCAAUAUUAAGCAUGGAGUAUUCUCAAUUAAAGUAAAAAUUGUGAUUUAUUUAUAAUAAUUUAAACAAUAUUGAGUUUAUAAAAUAUAUGUAUAAAAUUGUAUGUAUUUUUUUAUGUUUUGAAAAAGUUUGAAUCAUAAAAGAAACUAUGUUAUGUGCACUUUUAAACCGUCCGAUCAAUUUUUAGUUUUAUUUAUGUUGUAUUUACCAUUAUGUUGUUCAGUUGUUAUGGAGAUUUUCCAAAAUUUAUUUUUAUCUAAAUUAUUACACUUUCUCGUUAUAUAAUGAGAAGACUUUUUGUUGUCAAUUUUUUAUUUUCAGAAGGCUUUCUGUUUAUACAAAUCAGAGGAAAUGAAUUAUAUAUACCACUAUAUAAUCGUCAUAACAAUAAAAUACUGCACAGAGCUUCGAAAUUAUGUAUGGCAUCACAGAGCCCAAUAAAGCGUAAUGAAAUUUUAUUUAUAAAUAAAUAUUAUUUAUUUUUUUUUUAGUUAAUGGAAUCAGUUUUUGAUGGUUACAUUAGGUACUUACAAUUUACCAGUGUUAGCAAUACUGAUUAUUGUUUAUAGAAAUGUAUCUGUGUUAAUUCAUAAUAGGUGUAUGGUGUUUAUUAGAUAAUUAUCAUUAGGUAAUUUUUAAAAAAAGGUAAUGUAUGUGUAAAUAUAUAACUGCUCAUAACUUCAUACACAGUAAGAACUGUUUUCUCCUUUUUAAAUAUAUUGGAUGAAAAGUAAUAAAAGUGAAAUAGUUAAAAACUCUGUACACUUUAAUUAAACUUUACGUUUCAAAAACCAAUUUUCUAGCUUUUUUUAUAUCACUGAUGUUCAGGUAUUUAACAAGAAGUUUCAUUGUUAUGUGCUUUUAAAUGUUUAGGAUGUGUUUUUAAAAGUAUUACUAAAUAAGAUUUAGAUAUAGCAGGUAAUUUUCAAAAUAACAUUUUAGUUGAAAUGACUAAAGUUGAAAAAACAAAACAAAAAAGUGUGGAACUGGGCUGAUAUCCCAAAACACGAAAAGUUAUUUUGUCACUUGUGUAUCUGCUCUUAAUAAUAAAACCCACCCAAAUAAAAUUUUCAGUUAAUA
Messenger RNA from Cimex lectularius (bed bug), 3676 nucleotides. RefSeq names its product proteoglycan Cow (gene Cow). The transcript is spliced from 11 exons. Gene Ontology annotation, molecular function: protein binding; calcium ion binding. Lineage: Eukaryota; Metazoa; Arthropoda; Insecta; Hemiptera; Cimicidae. Gene Ontology annotation, biological process: establishment of protein localization to extracellular region. The coding region runs from base 189 to 1694 and encodes 501 amino acids. The record is from RefSeq and is a predicted model, not a curated record.